AUGACGAGUGGCAGAGAGAUGGUUCUUGUCCCUUCGUCAUCCCAGCAGGGUCAUUACACUGCCCUCCACAGGGCUGCUAAGGUGGGCAACAGUGAGGCCCUUGCUGCUCUCAUUAAGGGGGGCUGCGCUCUGGAUCUGCAAGACCGGGAUGGCAACACAGCACUACAUGAGGUUUCCUGGCACGGUUUCUCUCAGUGUGUCAAGCUAUUGGUCAAAGCUGGAGCCAAUAAUCACGCUAGAAACAAGGCAGGGAACAUUCCUCUCCACCUAGCAUGUCAGAAUGCACAUGCACAAAGUUCUCGAAUUCUGCUACUGGGGGGGUCCAGACCGGACACCAAGAACAACGUGGGUGACACCUGUUUACACGUAGCAGCACGCUACAACCACCUGGCCAUAGGGAAAAUUCUCCUGGGUGCCUUAUGCUCUGUGACAGAGAAAAAUCAGGUAGGGGACACAGCUCUCCAUGUUGCUGCUGCUUUGAACCACAAGAACACUGUUCAGCUUUUACUGGAAGCUGGCACAGACGGCAAUGUUAGAAAUAAUGCAGGCAAAACUGCGCUGGACAAGGCUAGAGACCAGAACCAUAGAGAAGUAACUCUCCUACUGGCAAGAGCUCCUCAGGUUCACCGCUUCACAAGAGGGAGAACAGUGAGGAAGAGGAGGGACGGGUUGAAGGCUCAACGCAGAACCCAGUCUGCCACCCGCGUCGAAAUACUACCAAACAAGGAUAGUGGAUCCUUGGCUGAGGACUCUCACAGUAGUGAAUGUGUGGUCAGCACAGGGGUGAUCAAAUCGGGUCUUCAUCCACUCCAGCAUUACCACAAAGCCUCUGCAGCCCCGGCUAGUCCUCACGGCAGACGGAGACGGAGGAAGCAUCUUAGAGUACCGGUAUCUGAUGAGGGCUCUCCCAAGAGACGGGAGAACACACAAACACAAAUCCACAGGCGGAAUAAGUUGAGUCUCUUUGAUGAUGAAGCCCCCCUUCCUCCAGGCGAUACAGCCUAUCAGCUGUAUACACUCUACCGCGACAAGGACGGCCAUAUCCGACAGGCCCCUGCUGAUGGUUGUCACUGUAAGCCCAUGAUCAAAAAGCUGGAAGUCCAGCUCAAGGCCACCAAAAAGGAAAUGAGGACCCACAUCCUGACUGUGCAGGAGCAGGUGGACUGCAGGCUGGAUAGGAUGGACAACAAGUGUAAACACCAAAUUCAAGUUCUAGACAUGCUGAUCCAAGAGAGAGUGGCGGCAGAGAGGAUGCGUACCAUGUUCAGGAUGGACCAGAGGGCUGCUGGGAGGGUGGAGGCAGAGAGGAGACAGCAGGUAUCUGUGAGCCAGGAACUGAAGAGGUGGUGCAUGACAAAGAUCCACGAUAUUGAUUGUCAUGCACCAGGGGACCCACAGUACAGCAAACUACUCACCUCGCCCUCCGUGGACCAAUCACUGACUGACCAGGACCCAGAGUCCCUCCCCCUGCUCUCCGUCUUUUCUGGAGAGAGUAGCAGCUCAUUGGCCACAUACGUCAACCUGCUUCCAUAUAAAUCUGGCUCCAACAUUCAUAAUGCACCUCUCAGCCCUGAUUCUGAAACAGUGUCAAGAAGCAAGUACUUUGAGCUGAAGCUAGACAGGUCACCAGACGACUACGAGAACUCAGCCGUUUUCUCUCAGCAUCCCCUCCACCAGUCACGUCUACUCCUGAGCGCCACUGACCCCCAGCGGUCGCAUCAGGAAUUGCAGCACUACCCCAUGGCGGGGGCUAUUGUUAGGCAGAACGGGGAGGACUGUUCCAGCAGUGUCAGCAGCAGUCUGUCAGUUACCAGUGACUGGGACCGGGACCACCAGGGCCUUGAGCACCAGGGCUACAGCUGGCACCACAAGAUGCACCUGAGGGACCCGAUCAGGACCUGUGGCAUGGCAGCAGGGCCUCAAGCCAGGACCAGGACCCUGGAGUUCUUUGGGGGUCGACCACCUGAACCCACUUUCAGUCAGGAGAGGAGUAAUUUGCAUGCUGUGGAGGUGACCCAGCGUUUCUUUGAGACAGUGUCAACCCAGCUGGAGUGCUGGUAUGAGAGGAAGCUCCAGGAGUCCAAGCAGCAAGCCCACAUCCAAGCACAGCAGGACAGGUCGCAGCUGAUUCAACGAAUCAACAGCCUGGAGGAGGAGCUCCAGCAGCUUAGGGCCAAUAGCAGCCCAGAGAGUUGA
Messenger RNA from Hypomesus transpacificus, 2196 nucleotides. It is a transcript of the gene ankrd6a, whose product is annotated as ankyrin repeat domain 6a. The coding region runs from base 1 to 2196 and encodes 731 amino acids. The record is from RefSeq and is a predicted model, not a curated record. NCBI's taxonomy places the organism in Eukaryota, Metazoa, Chordata, Actinopteri, Osmeriformes, Osmeridae. The transcript has 14 exons. Gene Ontology annotation, molecular function: protein binding.